Molecule: messenger RNA, 660 nt
Organism: Mizuhopecten yessoensis (Yesso scallop)
Lineage: Eukaryota; Metazoa; Mollusca; Bivalvia; Pectinida; Pectinidae
Exons: 1
Coding region: 1-660 (219 amino acids)
Source: RefSeq, a predicted model, not a curated record
AUGACUAACCCCUUAUAUUCUGGUCCUAAACUUAUCAACAUCAACAUGACCAUCACCUUAUAUUCUGGUCCUAAACUUACAAACAUAGACAUGAUCAACCCCUUAUAUUCUGGUCCUAAACUUACAAACAUCGACAUGACCAACACCUUAUAUUCUGGUUCUAAACUUACAAACAUCGACAUGACCAACACCUUAUAUUCUGGUUCUAAACUUACAAACAUCGACAUGACCAACACCUUAUAUUCUGGUUCUAAACUUACAAACAUCGACAUGACCAACACCUUAUAUUCUGGUUCUAAACUUACAAACAUCGACAUGACCAACACCUUAUAUUCUGGUCCUAAACUUACAAACAUAGACAUGAUCAACACCUUAUAUUCUGGUCCUAAACUUACAAACAUCGAUAUGACCAACACCUUAUAUUCUGGUCCUAAACUUAUCAACAUCAACAUUACCAACACCUUAUAUUCUGGUCCUAAACUUACAACCAUCGAUAUGACCAACACCUUAUAUUCUGGUCCUAAACUUAAAAACAUCAACAUGACCAACACCUUAUAUUCUGGUCCCAAACUUACAAACAUCAACAUGACCAACACCUUAUAUUCUGGUCCUAAACUUACAAACACCAACAUGACCAACACCUUAUAUUCUGGUCCUUAA